Messenger RNA from Pelodiscus sinensis (Chinese soft-shelled turtle), 1186 nucleotides. Lineage: Eukaryota; Metazoa; Chordata; Testudines; Trionychidae. The record is from RefSeq and is a predicted model, not a curated record.
AUAGAAACUUAGCAAAGUGGAGUCUGUUGACGCUUGUGAAAAUCAGCCGUCACCUACAGAACUGCUUAUACCUGGCAUUUAUAAGGCAGUUCUCAUCUAUAGAUAAGCACACUUCACAAGGGAGAGGCUUGCUUACCCUGAAAAACAAAGGACAAGAAAACAAAAUUUUAAAAAAAUGCCCGGAAAGGAGAGAGAGAAAAUGAAAACAAAAGCCAAUUCACUUCUUGACAUUUCCAUACUUCAAAAGUUUCUGAAAACCUAUGAAAGACGUUGUGCCUCUUCCUAAAGCUUUGUCAGUGUUAUGAUCAAACUGAGUAUAAGAAAAUGCAUAGAAAAUGAAGCCAUCCUUACAAAGGCAAUGCUUUUAGAGCAGAAUGGAUGCACCAGCUACCCCUUUUGUACUCUCGAAAUAACUCAUGUGCCAAUAGACUCGUGGUCCAUGAUGCGACUUGGAGCAGCUUUCCCUUUCAGCAACUUGAAUGCUAUUGUUCUGGAUUAUACCAGUUUUGAAGAUAAAGGAAUCAAUGGACUUCUGUGUGGGUUAGAAGGAAACAGAAAACUUCUAACUCUUAGCUUAUGCUACUGCAGUUUGGAACCUGAAAGUGGGUCCAAGUUAGGUUCCAUUGUAGCCCAAACAGCUAUUUGGUUUAACCAAUUUGAGCUGGCUUACACAUUACGUUAAAAAGUCCAGCUUUGAUGACAGACAGUUAAAGAGCCAAAAUUAGUCUGAUUCAACCCAAAGUUCUUCUUGAAGUUCUAUCAGAUGACCUUCUGUUCUCAGCUGCUUAAGACUGUUGACACUCCAGUCUGAAGUCUCUCUGAGGAGUGGUGUUUCAAGUCAUUACCGCUGCCAGUUCAGUGCUGGGGCCUCAGCCCUUCGAAUGUCACCCAUGGAACAGAUACGCUUACUGAGUUGGAGCUAAGCAAAAAGCCAGUCUACAAUUUGAGUGUUCUAAGAUACAUUUGUUGAGAGCAAAAGCAAAGGCCAACUGGGUUCAACUUUGGAACAUGAAGUCGUUGUUUAAGACAGUUAAGGAACCCGGGUGGUCAUCUCAGGCAGCUAGUUUAAAAAAGGCUGCCCUCAGGCAUGAUCUUCACAGCUUCUCGUCAACUUUGCAGUGUUUGCAGGAAAUGGAGAAACCUCUCGUCCAUUAAAGAAUGAAUAACGUCAGCUGGAGUCAGAACA